AUGGCGUUGUCGCCCUGGCAGCUGUGCUUCCACGCGGACCUCAAGUGCCGCGUGAGAGCCUGCAGCAACAAGAGAAUCGUCACGGGCAACAACGCGGCGACGGUGUCCUCGCCGUAUUGUCGACAGCACGCGUGUACCGUGUGUCUGAAGUUCAAGACGCGGUUUAAGCGCGGCCACGGGGAGGAGAAGAUCUGCCAUCACCACGGCUGUGCCCUCGCCGAGUGCAAGGAAUCGCGGUGUCCGAAGAAGAGCUCGCCGUAUUGUAGUAAGCACGCCUGCAGCGUUAAGGACUGCGAGCAACCGAGGCAAAGCCCGGGUUUGUGCUGCCGCCAACACACCUGCCACGGCCGGGGCUGUAUCAACUGCAUCCACCCCUCUUCCUCCCCGCCGUCACCAUUAUCCACGGGUCGCGACCCCCCGUACUACUGCCACGGACACCAGAUCUGCCAGGCCGACGGCGGAUGCGAGUCCCUCGUGUUCCAUGACGUCUCCCACCGCCCGGCCAAGUACUGCUUCCGCCACUUCUGCGCCGCGUCCGCGGCCUGCGAGGGGCAGCGCGUGGAGGGCGACGGCGCGCAGGCCUGCCGCGAGCACUCCUGCGCCCUGCACCCGACGUGCGCCAAGCCGCGCGUCGACCCCGUCCGCAGCCUCUUCUGCGAGGACCACGCGUGUGCGGACCCCGGCUGCCGGAAGCAGACGUACGAGGGCGGGACGGGAGGCGGAACCGGGAGCCGGGAAGGAGGCAAAUGGUGCGCCGACCACAUGUGUCUGCUGGCGCUGCUCCGGCAAGCGGACUGCGAGAACCGCCGCGAGGGCACGGCGGCGAAUCCGCUGUACUGCGCCGACCACGGGCCUUGUGCGCGACGUUGCCCCAGAGCCGGAGUCGGGGUUGGCAGCGUGGGUGCGGGUGCGGGUGCGGGUUGUCGAGGCGGGAUGAUGUGUUUUCGCGCCUCGGCGGCUGCAGUGAUGGCGGGAGGCGAAAGAGGAGGAGGUCGUGUUGGUGGUGGGUUUUGCGCGUGUCAUAGUGCUGGAGAUGGUGGCGAUGACGGCGGCGACGAAGACGACGACGAUGAUGAUGAGAGUAUUACGGACCAUGGCGAUAGGUGUGUAAAUGGUUCUGGUGGUAGUAUAGGAGGUUGUGUCCGUGGGGGGACAUGUGACUGCGACGAUGGUGUAAAGGGACAGUAAAAAUUGAAAUUUGAAGACACCACAUUGAAUUAGAAGUACCUUAGACAACUCGAUACAGAAAGCUUUGAUUGACUUGACAAUCCCCUAUUUUUUGCCUACUAACUAAACCGAAAAGGAAUACUCAAUAUGGGUUAAGGGCAUAGGGCAUAAAUGCUGAAGCAUUUGGAAUUCCAUCGUGUACACUCAAUGAAUAACAUCGUCU
Messenger RNA from Daldinia caldariorum, 1390 nucleotides. RefSeq lists its product as uncharacterized. The transcript is spliced from 4 exons. Lineage: Eukaryota; Fungi; Ascomycota; Sordariomycetes; Xylariales; Hypoxylaceae. Bases 1 to 1188 code for a protein of 395 amino acids. The record is from RefSeq and is a predicted model, not a curated record.